AUGAAUCCUGAGUCAAGACAGACUUUGUACAAAUGGAGGAAAUUCAAGAUCAUUGUAAUAGUCCAUGAGGAACCCAGAGUAACUUCUAAGCAACUAAAGGCCUCUCUCAAGUUGGCUAAUAUUAAUGUUCAUGAGUCCACCAUCAGGACAACACUGAAUAACUAUGGUGUGCAUGGCAGAGUUGCAACGAGAAAGCCACUGCUCUCCAAAAAGAACUUUGCCGCCUGUCUGCAGUUUGCUAAAGAUCAUGUGGACAAUGUGAAGUGGGAAAAAUCAAAGCGACCUUGCAACUGCACAAAAUCUCAGUGUCUGAAACUUUAUUGUGAAUGUUUUACGAACGGAGAUGUCUGCAACAACUGCAAAUGCUUAAACUGCUACAAUAAUACUGAACAUAACUUGGAGAGAUUCCAGGCUAUAAAGGCCUGUCUGGACAGGAAUCCAGGGGCUUUUCGGCCUAAGAUUGGCAGUAGGAAACAGGGGAAUGUGAAGGGAUGUCACACAAAAGGCUGCAACUGCAAGCGUUCAGGUUGCCUGCAGAACUACUGCGAGUGUUAUGAGGCCAAAAUCAUGUGCACGUCCACCUGUAAGUGUGUGGGCUGCCGAAACUAUGAGGAAAGCCCUUCGAAGAAGAGCUUUGAGCAGGACAGGCCAGACUCCAGCAUCUACUACCUGAUCAGGAGUCCUCUGGCGUGCAUCACGCCCGAUGUAGUGGAAGCCACAUGCGGCUGUCUCCUCGCCCAGGCUGAAGAGGCUGAGAAGGAAAGAUAUCAAGAAUGUGGAUUUUAUGGACGUGCACAGUGAUAUUUUUACUGAUGAGGGAGUAUCAUUGCAUUCAGAAGACCACAUUAUCCAAGAACUGGG
Messenger RNA from Sinocyclocheilus rhinocerous, 861 nucleotides. Its product is annotated as protein lin-54 homolog. Gene Ontology annotation, molecular function: DNA binding. Gene Ontology annotation, biological process: DNA transposition; regulation of DNA-templated transcription; DNA integration. NCBI's taxonomy places the organism in Eukaryota, Metazoa, Chordata, Actinopteri, Cypriniformes, Cyprinidae. The record is from RefSeq and is a predicted model, not a curated record. Bases 1 to 801 code for a protein of 266 amino acids. The transcript has 8 exons. Gene Ontology annotation, cellular component: nucleus.